CGCCCGCUUACCUACUCCAAACUAACCUACCCUCUCGGGCACUCACACGCAUCUCCAUUCUACUCUCUUCCUUUAUACAAAUUCCAUUUCCGCUUCUUCUUUCCCAACUCGAUCGACAUGGCGCUCGCCUUCCUCCCGGCGGCUCUACGGGCGGUGCUUCUCCUCCGUCGUCGCCCGCUUCUCCUCUACGCGGUCGCGUGGUCGGCCCUCCUCACCGCCACUGUCGCCGUCGCGUCCUUCUCCCCGGAGCUGGCCUUCGUGUGGGCCGCCAUGCCGAGCUCCUCCUUCUCCCGCGCGUGCGCCGGGGGGUCCGCCCCGAUGGUGCGGGUCCCUACGGAGGGGCCUCGAGAGGUGGUGUGCGUCCCGGCGGGGCUCUUCCGGCGGUCGGCGAUGGACAUGGUGGUGCCGCCUCUCUUCGCCGCCUUGGUCGUCGGCGGCUCCACCUGCUUCGUCCGGGCCGUGGGGCUGUGGGAGUACGAGGAAGAUUCCGUCGACUCAUGACCGUGUCGAAUUUCGGAAUUUGUCUCCUUGCUAAUUGACGCUUACUUUGUACGCAUAGAACGGACAAAGAUAAUAAUGUAAUAAAAAGUAAAAACACGCUAUUUUCUCACA
Molecule: messenger RNA, 612 nt
Organism: Zingiber officinale
Lineage: Eukaryota; Viridiplantae; Streptophyta; Magnoliopsida; Zingiberales; Zingiberaceae
Exons: 1
Coding region: 118-501 (127 amino acids)
Source: RefSeq, a predicted model, not a curated record